Molecule: messenger RNA, 306 nt
Organism: Pelobates cultripes (western spadefoot toad)
Lineage: Eukaryota; Metazoa; Chordata; Amphibia; Anura; Pelobatidae
Source: the annotation of a GenBank genome assembly
AUGACCACCGGAGGUUCCCGAACGCUCAACCGGCUAGAAAUAGCUGAAAACAACAACCAUGUGAACGAAAGCAUUCAUAUGGCCGUGAACAGAAAUGAACAGGGAUGCCUGUCUGAGUCAGAGCCGACCAAGGAUGACGUAAGUGCCCGUGAACGCAGCGCGACUGACGGCCUGACUUAUGUUUUUUUACCGGACACAGAACCUCGAAGCCACCUCCAUGGUAUGGUCUUCCUGUUGGGAUUGAUGAGUCAGGAGACCACGAGACCAAAGAUCAGGGACUGCAGGGACCAGGUAAGCGUUCCAUGA